AUAUAGGAAAAAUAAAAGCAGAACCCAAGUAAGUGAGUUCACUGUGGCUCUAGACACAACACGAUGAGGGCUGUGUUAGUGAUUGCAAUGUGCCUGAUGGCCAUGGCUCUGGCCACUACUCCUCAAACUUCUGAUGAAAGGGGCAUUUUCAUCAACCUGAAUAAUGGAGAGUUGUGCGGCAUCAGUGCGCAGUGCAAGAGCUCCUGCUGCCACCGUCGCUCUGCUGUUGACCUGGCUCGCUGUGCCUCACGCUCUGCAGAGGGCGAGACAUGCUCUAAAAAGAGCCUGUAUGGUUCAUAUUACCACUGCACUUGUGAGCCGGGACUUAAAUGUGAAGGUGACUGGUCCAUUGGAGGGUCCAUCGUCAACACCAACUUUGGAACCUGUGUAGACCCACAUCGGCCACAUCAGACUACCAAUAACUAAUGCUCAAUACACAACGCAGAAUGGAGCAACCGAAAAACCCAAAUCUUGCAGACAAGCAGUGCAUUAUAUAUCCAAAACAAUAUUCAAAUGCCAAGAUAUGAGAAAUUAUGAAUUACUUUAAGACUUUUUUUUAAAAAAAAGUUCAUAGUUCACUUCAGUCAUUCCUCCAUAAAUAACAACAUAAAAACAUAUCUAAUGCCCAACUGUUUCAAAAAUAGAAAUCCAAGGUCAACACUGAUGUCACCCAGGAUCCUUCAGUGCAAGGGCUAUUUUACCCAUGUCAGCAUAACACUAUUGGUUAUUGGUGGUAUUCUCUCAUGGAAUUGCAUGUUGAAACCCGAUCAAUAAAAAAUGUAUCACAAAAAAACACAA
This is a messenger RNA of Hemibagrus wyckioides, 798 nucleotides long. RefSeq names its product colipase-like. The transcript is spliced from 3 exons. Gene Ontology annotation, cellular component: extracellular region. Gene Ontology annotation, biological process: lipid catabolic process; digestion; positive regulation of catalytic activity. The record is from RefSeq and is a predicted model, not a curated record. NCBI's taxonomy places the organism in Eukaryota, Metazoa, Chordata, Actinopteri, Siluriformes, Bagridae. Gene Ontology annotation, molecular function: lipase binding; enzyme activator activity. Bases 64 to 426 code for a protein of 120 amino acids.